Erigeron canadensis is the source of this 1051-nucleotide messenger RNA. Its product is annotated as auxin-responsive protein IAA13. Gene Ontology annotation, biological process: regulation of DNA-templated transcription. The transcript has 5 exons. NCBI's taxonomy places the organism in Eukaryota, Viridiplantae, Streptophyta, Magnoliopsida, Asterales, Asteraceae. Bases 135 to 809 code for a protein of 224 amino acids. Gene Ontology annotation, cellular component: nucleus. Gene Ontology annotation, molecular function: protein binding. The record is from RefSeq and is a predicted model, not a curated record.
AAAAAAAAAAAAAACAAUUCCCAUUUCCACAUAUUCUCCAUUUCUCCCUCCCUCCCUCCUUUUGUCUACUACUUUGUUUAUCCAACACCAACCCAUAUUUCUUCUUGUAUCUUUUGUUUGUUUGUUUUGUUGAAAUGGACACUAAUUUUAGGCUUAGUGGUGGUGGGCAAGAUUAUGAAGAUGAACAACAACUUGAACUUGGACUUGGUCUAAGUCUCACUUCUGCUGCUUAUGACCCUUCUUCCAAUGGUCCUCUCAGUCAGGUCGUGGGAUGGCCACCCGUGAAGACGUAUAGGAUGAACAGUUUGGUCAACCAAGCAAAAUUUUCCAAGAAUGAAGAAGAAAAGGGAGUGGGUGGGAACGAUUCGUCAAAGAAGAAGAAAAAUGUUUGCCAUGAAAAUGAAAACGACGAAACUGCUACUAAAGAAACAGGGCAUUCUGGUUUUGUGAAGGUGAAUAUGGAUGGGUUACCAAUUGGAAGGAAAGUUGAUUUGAAUGCUCAUGAUUGCUAUGAAACUUUAGCUCAUGCUCUUGAAGUUAUGUUUGUGAAAGCAUCCACAAGUAGCAGUUCUCUCCGUCAAGGAAAGCAGCAUCGCUCUCGGCUUUUGGAUGGAUCUUCUGAGUUUGUGCUAACAUAUGAAGAUAGAGAAGGAGACUGGAUGCUUGUGGGUGAUGUUCCAUGGAGGAUGUUUCUGGGUACUGUGAAGAGGCUAAGAAUCAUGAAAACUUCAGAUGCCAAUGGACUUGCCCCAAGAUAUCAAGAAAAGAAUCAGAAGCCGAAAAGCAAGCUUCUUGCACUAAGAAGAUGAAGAACACCCAAAUAAUCACACCACAGACUAGAAAAGUUUGAAGCUUUUGUUUGAUAAUCUUUGCCGCUUUACUAUAUGUUUACCUUAAUUUGGUUCAUUCUCUGGUUUUUGCUGUUCUUUUUUGUCCAUUCGAUUCUUUUUGGGUUCUUUUGUUGUCGUAACCUUAUUAUAGUUCCUCACCCAACUUGAAAGGUUUGAUGAUGUUAUUAUCUAUAAAUUUCUUAAGCAUAUUUAUAUGUUAA